Vespula pensylvanica (western yellowjacket) is the source of this 1062-nucleotide messenger RNA. Its product is annotated as ornithine decarboxylase-like. Lineage: Eukaryota; Metazoa; Arthropoda; Insecta; Hymenoptera; Vespidae. The record is from RefSeq and is a predicted model, not a curated record. The transcript has 4 exons. Gene Ontology annotation, cellular component: cytoplasm. The coding region runs from base 222 to 629 and encodes 135 amino acids. Gene Ontology annotation, molecular function: ornithine decarboxylase activity.
GCGAAGAUAUCAAGUUAAUUGAUAUUGGAGGGGGUUUUCCUGGAGAAAGUGGAUAUCAAAUCGAUGAGCUUUCAUAUAUAAUUAAUGAUGCGAUCAAAGAAAUAGAUCCUACUAUAGAAAUUAUAAGCGAACCAGGUAGAUAUUACGUAACAUCUGCAGGCACUUUGGUUGGCUACUUACAUUCUAAAAGAACUAUAUUUGACGGAAAUAGUCUAAAACAGAUGUGUUACGUUAACUGCGGAGUUUAUAGUGGAUUUAUAGAAGAAUUGUUGAAUUUGAAUUCACGUCAACCGAUCUCUCUGUACAAUCCUGUUUCUGAUAAAGAAUAUCUUUCUACGAUUUGGGGACCGACUUGUGAUUCCUGUGACUGUAUCAUCAAAGAUGUAUUAUUACCAGAAUUUUAUAUAGGAGAUUGGCUUGUAUGGAAGGAUAUGGGUGCAUAUGCAGCUUCUAGAGUUUGUGAAUUCAAUGGGUUUUCGAAACCGAUAGUUUAUCCAUUUUUUAGAGAAAGUCAAUGGAAUGAUUUUCGUGCUAGUGCAAAACAAUUGAAUUCAUGCCAAUACAAAAAAAAUAAUAGAAUGUUCCUUGUAUUAGUAACACUUAUAUGUUUACUAUAUUUAAUAUUUUAACAUUUGCAAAUACAAAUUUUAAUUUAUUCGACUAUAUUAAGCACUCGGAUUAAGCUAUUUAUUAUAUUAUAUCGUUCAUUCGAAUGGACUGUAUUGUAUUAUAAAGAUAAGUAUGAUUCUUCAAAAAAUAUUUUUAACUAUUUUCUCCUUUUUUUUCUAUUUUUAAUAUAGACUCUUUUCUUAUGAACUCUUAUCUGUUGGAAUGUAAUUAUCUCGCGUACAGUUAUGUCGUACGUAAUUUCUGUCUCAGUCUCUGUAUCUGAAUUCUGUUACAAUAAUUAUCUCGUUUCUUUGAAUUAUAUAUCAGUCUAGACUAUAACGCGCGAUACGCGAUUAAAAAUAUUAUUUUUGGAAUCACUAUUAUAAUUAUUAUAUUGCAGUGUGACGAUUUUGUAGGAAAGGAAACUAUAUUCUUCUUAGAAAAUUAUAUUGU